Molecule: messenger RNA, 1104 nt
Organism: Moesziomyces antarcticus
Lineage: Eukaryota; Fungi; Basidiomycota; Ustilaginomycetes; Ustilaginales; Ustilaginaceae
Exons: 2
Coding region: 1-1104 (367 amino acids)
Source: RefSeq, a predicted model, not a curated record
AUGAGUGAACCAUCCAGCUGCGACCUGAGAGGCGACGUGAGAGGGCUGAGAUCGACGCGUUGCGGUCGUUUCCUGUUCUCGCAUCAGACCGUAUCGGCGCGUGAACACUUUAGUCUCGAGCGCGGUCUUCCUCGCAAUCCGGCUCGCGUGCUUCGUGAACACUCUUGGUAUGCCGAACUCGUCGAGGACAUCGUCUGCGAGCUUGAGCGCUCGCAUCGCAGCGCUCACGAUCGCAUCAAGGCGCAUGGCAGCCACGAUGCAGGUGUCCAGGUCUACUUUGCGAGCUUUUCGAGCCUCUUCGCACGCUACCGCCAGCAGAAGCGUCUCGCCACACAACCAAACGUUGCUGCAGCGAGGGAUUCGAGGCGCCGCCAGAGCACGCGAGCUCAAAAGAAGAGGAAGCGGCGCUCGAAGUACCUAACUGGCGAUGAGGAGCUGCGGCGUCGAUUUCACGGGUUUGACUUUGCCGCCAUCAGGGAGGCGAUGAGCGCCGAAGUCUCCGAGGCCGAGGAGGAGAGCCAAACCGGCUCCCAGCACCACGCAGGCUCGGAUGGCGGUGGGGAUGGCCACGCACAUGCCAUCGUCGUCGUCGCGCCUCCUUGGCGCCCGCUUGAGCUGCACAAUGCUCAGCGCGAGAUCGAUACUCGGCUCGAGCAGCGCCGUGCCAGCGCCGUGGCGCCGUCGCCGACGCCGACCAAGACGGGGUCCAGACGGACGGGCCGAGUCUGUUGGCCAACAUCCAGCGUUGCGAUGAUGCCUUUUCCCGGUAGCGUCCAGCGCUGGAUGGUCAAUGGCGAGAUCGCGAGCAGGUGUCCGCAUCUCGUCGCCAACUUCAGCCCAAACAACGUCGGCACAGUGGAGGCGGGCAGCGUCACUGCCAUCAUCCGGACGCCGGAGCAGUGGGGCCAGCAGCCGCCUUGCCGCAUCCACGAGCCGGUCGCUAGCUCCGCUGCGCCAGAGCAGGCGGCGGCGGUGGCCAGCUCCUCUGACCCUCGCAGCCCGGGCAGCGAGCUCCAUAGGGAUCACACCGAGCUCGAUAGCGACGACAACCACGGCACCGUGCAUGGUUGGGACGAUCUCCUCGACCCAGGUCUGCGCGACUAA